Drosophila guanche is the source of this 1311-nucleotide messenger RNA. RefSeq lists its product as uncharacterized. The record is from RefSeq and is a predicted model, not a curated record. Lineage: Eukaryota; Metazoa; Arthropoda; Insecta; Diptera; Drosophilidae. Gene Ontology annotation, cellular component: membrane.
AUGUUCCACAUUUUAGCCCAGUGUUCAGUGCUAGAACAUUGGUACGUGAUUUUGACGGACCUGACUACAGAGGAGCCACCGCCGACAGCAGGACAGAUGUCCAGAAAGGCAGGUCAUUAUUCGGGCUUGGCGUCUGUUUGGAACGUGUACCGUAGCGGCAAAGUCUUCGAAAAUGGAGUCGAAACGGCCCUGAUCCGUGGCAUCGAUAUUUACUACUCGUGUCCGGAGUGGAAGCUGCUGUGGGAUGGUCUGCAACUGCAUAAAGAAUGCUGUGGAGUUCACAGCUACAAGGAUUCGAUGAAUGCCGACUGGAUGCCCCAGCUGGUGGAUAACGAUAACUGCUCGAUAGCAAGUGGUUCCAACGGGAUCCUGGCACCCUACAAAUGCUGCAAGCGAGGCUGUGAGAGUAGCACGAACCCAGAUAUGCCCGGUGGUGAACAGCAGCCGUUCCUUUCCUUCUCGCUCGAUUCCAUCCACACCAACGGCUGCCUGCCCGUGUUUUGCAAAGCCCUGUGGCGGCUCUUGUACACUCAGCUGGGACUGGCUCUGCUGUCCCUUACAUUUCUGAUCAUUCUCUGCUUUCUAACCAAAUUCAUAAUGCAGCGUCAGAACGAGGGCGAUGGCAGCUGGGACAACUUGGGUCUCACAGAUGNACUCUGCUUCUGCUUCACUCGCAACUUGAUCUGCACCGUGUCCGUGUGCAUAUUACAUAUUGCAUAUAACCACGCAAUUCUCACUGACUAUUUGUCAGAGAUUGAGUGUCGCUCGGUCCACGGUUACUUGCUGAAUAUCUACAUAUUUGGAGCACAGCUGAUUCUGACAUUCCUGUGCAGUCUGUCCAUGUGGAAGCGCUUGUGGAAGCGGCGUUGCACGCCCAACAUUCAAUUACUUCUAUCCAUUUGGCUAUUCUAUUCCUGCAUCAUCGUUGCCUCGGGCUACGUCGAAAAUGGAGUCGAAACGGCCCUGAUCCGUGGCAUCGAUAUUUACUACUCGUGUCCGGAGUGGAAGCUGCUGUGGGAUGGUCUGCAACUGCAUAAAGAAUGCUGUGGAGUUCACAGCUACAAGGAUUGGAUGAAUGCCGACUGGAUGCCCCAGCUGGUGGAUAACGAUAACUGCUCGAUAGCAAGUGGUUCCAACGGGAUCCUGGCACCCUACAAAUGCUGCAAGCGAGGCUGUGAGAGUAGCACGAACCCAGAUAUGCCCGGUGGUGAACAGCAUCCGUUCCUUUCCUUCUCGCUCGAUUCCAUCCACACCAACGGCUCUUGUACACUCAGCUGGGACUGGCUCUGCUGUCCCUUACAUUUCUGGUAA